Molecule: messenger RNA, 2088 nt
Organism: Camellia sinensis
Lineage: Eukaryota; Viridiplantae; Streptophyta; Magnoliopsida; Ericales; Theaceae
Source: RefSeq, a predicted model, not a curated record
AUGAGUGAAGGUUGUACAAGUGCGCCUAUUUUUUUGUUGUGCAAGUAUAAUGGUUGCACAUUUGCAAUUAAGAUUGAUCAAAAUGUUACAUAUGAUCAGUUGGUUGAGAAGGUAUGUUUGAAAUUGGAUAAUUUGCAAUCUGAUAAUGUUUAUCUAUCUUACUCAUUGCCUGGACAUCCUAAUUGUACGUUGGACAACAAUGAGGAGUUAGAUUUGUUGUUAGCAUUAGUUGUGCAUUUUGAUUCAAAAUGUAUUGAUGUUAUUGUGAGAAUAAAAGACUCAACCAUUGACUGUGGUUAUCUCAACAAAAGAUUGGAUUAUGGAGAAAGAGAGACAAUGUUGGAUCUUGAAGUUUGUGAUAUUGCAUUCUCUCAUGACAGCAGUAAGUCUGUGAACUUGUCAAACAGAGCAUCUAUAUCCUCCAAAAGGAAUUCGAGGUUGGAGGUUGAAGAAGAGGUUGAUAUGUUAUCAUCAUUUUGUCGACACAAGGAAAAAGUACUGUUGUCUGCUAGUUGGGCAGUUAGUAUUACACAUGUAGGACAAAAAUUUGAAGGUGGAAUUGUUGAAUUUCGUAAUGCAUUGUCGAAGUUUUCUAUUGAGUGCGGAUUUGAGUUCAUAUUUGUUAAGAAUGAUAAAGUUCGUGUUACAGCACAAUGUUUGUUUAGAGAGACAAAAGGUUGUAUGUGGAAUGUUCAUGGUAGAGUGGAGAAUGCUAAUGAGUUCUUUUAUAUAAGGAAGUUGAACAAUGUCCACACAUGUGGUGCUGAAGUACGUACGAUGAAUCAUUCUCGUAUGAGUUCUGAUUUAGUUGCUAAUUUGAUUGUUGAAGGUGUUCGUGAUAAUCCAUUGACACAUCCAGUUCAUGUUAUUCAGGAUUUUAAGUUGGGGUAUGGGUUGAGAGUUAGUUAUCGUCAAGCUUGGUUGGGGGUAAAGAAAGUAAAAUGUGAGAUUUUUGGAGACUACUUAAUGUCAUUUGACCAGUUAAGAUGGUAUGUGGAUGUUGCAAAGAGUUGCAAUCCAGGGAGUUACAUUGAGUUUGAGUGUGAUGAUGAUACUAAACGGUUUAAGAGAUUAUUUGUUUCUUUUCAUGGUUCCAUUGGUGGAUUUGAUUAUUGUCGACCUCUCUUAUUCCUUGAUGGCACAUUUUUGAAAGGAAGAUUUAAAGGAAAUUUACUUGCUGCUACAGGAAAAGAUGGAAAUCAAGGGUUCUUUCCUGUUUGUUUUGUAGUUGUUGGCUCAGAGAAUCAAGAUAACUGGCGUUGGUUUUUGGAGCAUUUGAGUAGAAUUGUUUCACCAGAACGAAAUAUUACAUUUGUGUCAGAUCGUAACCUUGGAUUAGUUGAAGUGUUGCCAAAGGUUUUCCCAAUGGCUUUCCAUGCUUAUUGUUUAUAUCAUUUGAAGAUGAACUUGAGGCAUAAUUUGCGUGGUAUGUUUCAUGGAUUGAAAGAAAAGUUGAUCACUCUGUUUGGGAAAUGUGCAUAUGCUCUAACUGAAGAAACAUUUCAUCAAUGUUUGGUUGAGUUAAAGACUGAAGGUGGGUCAAGAGUUGAAAAGUUUUUAGAUGACAUACCAUAUGAUCAUUGGAGUAAUGCAUAUUUUCGAGGGCAACGCUUUGGAGAGAUGUGGUCAAAUGUAGCUGAAUCUUUCAAUUCGUGGAUACGAGAGGAACGCCACUUGCCUAUCACAAAGUUGAUUAAUAGUGUAAGAAUUAAGUUGAUGAGGAAAAUUGCAAAGAAGAGGGAACUUGUUAAUAAAUGGAAUGGUUUGAUAUGCCCUAAAAUGGAGUCGAAGUUGCAUGAUGGUUUUAAUACUUCGAGGCCAUGGACUGUUAGUUCAUCUGGAAAUGAUGUCUAUAGUUAUCGAGAGUUCUAUUCUUUUCCCAUAUAUCCGGUUCCUUCAAUUUGGAAACCAAAUUGUAAUGUUGAUGGUGAUAGUGAAGUUGUUUUUCCUCCUUUGUCUAAGAAGCAACCAGGAAGGCCAAAUAAGAAAAUGAUCCGUUUGAAUGGUGAGAAAGUAAGGCAAAUUACUUGUAGUAGAUGUGGGAAAGUUGGCAAUCACAAUAAGAAAUCGUGUAAGGAGGCUUUGUGA